Melanotaenia boesemani (Boeseman's rainbowfish) is the source of this 2164-nucleotide messenger RNA. It is a transcript of the gene ccdc47, whose product is annotated as coiled-coil domain containing 47. Bases 151 to 1617 code for a protein of 488 amino acids. Gene Ontology annotation, molecular function: calcium ion binding. Gene Ontology annotation, biological process: endoplasmic reticulum calcium ion homeostasis. The transcript has 13 exons. Gene Ontology annotation, cellular component: endoplasmic reticulum. The record is from RefSeq and is a predicted model, not a curated record. NCBI's taxonomy places the organism in Eukaryota, Metazoa, Chordata, Actinopteri, Atheriniformes, Melanotaeniidae.
GAACUAUUUCUUUAUAUCCUCUUCUGUUUUGAAAUGCGUCCCAUGUGUCAGUAAACUUCCGGUUGCAGGCGCACCAUCACCUCAAGGACAGUUCCGAUUUUCUUUUUCUUUUUCCCCAAGCAGUUUUCAAGUUUUUACACAGGUCCCAGAAUGCGACGUCUCCUGCUGAUACCCACACUGCUGCUCCUCCUGGCCCUUCCUGCCUCCAGAGGACGUUACAAUGAUGACUUUGAUGAUGGGGAGGACCUUGCAGACUUUGACGACAAUGAUUUUGCUGAGUUUGAAGACAUGAAUGACGAUUUAACAGCUGAGGCAGAAACUGCACCCCCACCACGUGCCUCACCAUCCUCCCAACCUGAAGAGGAUGAAGAUGAAGAUGAAGCCACUGUGGAACUAGAAGAUGGCCAAGAUGGUUUUGAGGACUCUGAGACACAAGAUCAAGACUUAUACAGCAAAUAUGAUCAAGAGGAGUUUGAGGGGAUCGGUGAUAUGGAGAAGACCGGCCCCUCCAUGAAGGACCCACUUAUAAUCCACACGGUUCCUGCGCAUCUUCAGAACAGUUGGGAAAGCUACUAUAUGGAGAUCCUCAUGGUGACUGGCCUAUUGGCCUACAUCAUGAACUACAUCAUAGGCAAGAACAAAAAUGGUCGCCUGGCUCAGGCCUGGUUUAACUCUCACAGAGAGCUUCUAGAGAGCAAUUUUGCACUUGUGGGUGAUGAUGGCACCAGCAAAGAAGCCGUGAGCACUGGGAAGCUGAAUCAGGAAAAUGAACACAUCUACAACCUGUGGUGCUCUGGACGUGUGUGCUGUGAAGGCAUGCUGAUUCAACUCAAGUUUCUGAAGAGGCAAGACCUGCUCAAUGUUCUGGCCAGGAUGAUGAGGCCUGCCUGUGACCAAGUGCAAAUCAAAGUGACUCUUAAUGAUGAGGACAUGGAUACUUUUGUGUUUGCUCUGGGUACCAAGAAAGCCAUGGCUCGGCUGCAGAAGGAGAUGCAGGACUUGAGUGAGUUCUGCGGGGAUAAGCCAAAGUCUGGAGCCAAGUAUGGACUUCCAGACUCCCUGGCAAUUCUUAGUGAGAUGGGUGAAGUCACAGAUGGCGUGAUGGACAAUAAGAUGGUACAUUAUAUUACCAAUCAUGCUGAAAAAAUUGAGACCAUCCAUUUCUCGGACCAAUUUUCUGGUCCAAAAGUUAUGCAAGAGGAAGGCCAGCCGUUAAAGCUGCCUGAUACCAAGAAGACACUGCUGUUUACAUUUAAUGUGCCUGGUAUGGGCAACACAUCUCCCAAAGACAUGGAUUCUCUGCUUCCUCUCAUGAACAUGGUGAUCUAUAGCAUCGAUAAAGUCAAGAAGCUCCGUCUCAACAGAGAGGGCAAACAGAAAGCUGACAGAAACCGGGCCCGUGUGGAGGAGAACUUCCUGAAGCAGACUCACGCUCAGCGCCAGGAGGCCGCCCAGACAAGACGGGAAGAGAAGAAGAGAGCUGAGAAGGAGAGGAUCAUGAAUGAAGAGGAUCCUGACAGACAACGCCGUCUGGAGGAAGCAGCGCAGCGGCGUGAGCAGAAAAAGAUUGAGAAAAAGCAGAUGAAGAUGAAGCAGAUCAAAGUGAAAGCCAUGUGAAAGACGACCAUGCGGAAAGCACACGUGCAAGCAGCGCUCACAACAGUCCACAGCUCUCGUUCAGUCGCCAAGCAGCUCCGAGUAGACAUCCUGUGUCUCUGAGUGCGUCAGGCUUAGUUGUUUCUAUCACUGUCUGCUCCAUUUGAUGCAGCUAAACCUUAAUGAUUGCAAGUGAACUGCCAGUGUCAAAUGAGAAGGUCUUUUCAGCAUCAAAUCUGUCGCCACUUUUCACUCCAGUAUCGCUAUUCACGCCAGGAUUUGUCUUCAAUUUUAAUCAAGUCAGCAACAUGCAUAGCUUGGUGAGCUUCAUAACCAUGAUUUGCUGGAGAGAAAUACACUAUAUGGUGGCACUCUGCCACGUUUUGAAAGGACUUGAGCAUUACUGUUGCUUUAUUUAAACGGUCUUGACAUUAAUAUAAUCUCUAAAUGAAACUAUCAUGGAAAUUUUUAAUUUAUAGGUGCUAUGAAAUUUGUUUCUUGCACCCUGUUUCUAAUGAUAAUGUAGGUAAACAAUAAAAUGCACUAGAGUGUGUUGGAAAAUGGUCUC